AGCAUGCGCGAGUGUGUUUAUGCUGAUCCCCGUGGACUACAGUUCCCGUGAUGCUACGCGGCGCACCGUGACAGAUGGGGUCAGGAUGAAUUCUGCGAGCUGUGCUGCUGCCAUCACAGCGUUUUGAUCUCAGGUUUACCUUUUAUACUCUCCCAAGCAACAUCAUGGCCGACACAAAACCACUUCACCAAAAAAGAUUUGAAGCGGCUGUGAGCGUGAUCCAAAGCUUGCCCAAGAAUGGCUCAUUUCAACCAUCCAAUGAAAUGAUGCUGAAAUUCUACAGCUUUUACAAACAAGCAACACAAGGACCAUGCAAUAUACCGAGGCCUGCAUUUUGGGAUCCUGUUGGCCGAUACAAAUGGGAUGCCUGGAAUUCUUUGGGUGACAUGACAAAGGAAGACGCCAUGGUUGCUUAUGUUGACGAAAUGAAAAAGAUUCUUGAGAGCAUGCCAAUGACGGAGAAAGUGGAAGAAUUACUUCAAGUCAUAGGUCCGUUUUAUGAAAUAGUGGAAGACAAAAAACAUGGGCGAGGAUCUGGUGUAACGUCAGUACGACUGGAUAAAGUUGCUAAGUCUUUAGAAGAGCUGAGCACUGCUCUCACCUCCACCCCAAACUGUAAAGCUGUGAAUGGGAAGGCAGAGAGCAGUGACAGUGGAGCGGAGUCUGAGGAAGAAAAUACGGGGAGACGGGAAGAGGAGGAGGAGGAGGAAGAUGAUGAUGAUGAAGGAGAAACAGAACAAAGCGAGCAAGAGGAGAAGACUGGGAUGCCGGAUUCUGCCCCGGAGCCGUGCCCAGGCGGGACAGUGGCCAACGGUUUACUCAUCAAUCACAGUUACUAUAUUCCAGACAUUCCCAAUCACUCGCCAACCAAGUCUGAUCUUAACAAGAUGGAGGAGGAGGUGACUGGAAAGCAGCACAACACAGAGGAUGGAGGAUCUAAUGAUGUCGAUGGAAAGAAAGACAAUGAUUGCACAGAGGAUGUUGCUGCAAUGCAGCACUUGACGAGUGACUCAGACAGCGAGAUCUUCUGUGACUCGAUGGAGCAGUUUGGCCAAGAAGAUGUAGAUCACAGUCAGCUGAUAGAAGAAGCCAUGUUGACUGAGGGCUCCUCGGAUGUGUGGGCUGGAGGAGAGGUAAAAGAUGGUGGAGAAGAUGGGAAAGCAUCUGGCCGAACACCACAAAAGGAAAAAUCUGGCCAAGACAAGGCUGAGUACUACAGUUCAAGGAGAGGAAGAGCAAAUCGUAUGCAUCCUGUUGGAGAAGGAUCCCGAGGGGGACAGAUGGGAAACGGUGGGGAUGGAGGGGACCGCAGAGGAUCAGACAGAGGACCAAACAGCAGCCUCAAUGAGCACAUUGCUGUUGUACUUACACGAUUACAGGAGGACAUGCAGAAUGUUCUGCAGAGGCUGCAGACACUGGAGGCCCUCACCGCCUCGCAGGCAAGAUCGAUUCAGCUUGAAUCUAAUUUUCAACAGCUUUCUAACCAGAAGCCAUCGUGGUGGCCCUUCAAGAUUUCAUCUGGAACGUUGGCAUUUGCGAUAGUCUGGCCCUUUGUUGCCCACUGGUUAAUCCAUUUAUAUCUGCAAAGGAAGAGGAGGAAGCCUACCUGAGCCCGACCUGCAAGAAGCUUGUGAAGACUAGCCUGGGACAUCCUUGUGAUGGUCCCUUGGAGGAAGCGGUGUCCUCUUUGCUAUAGUAAAUUCCUUGCACUAUGUGAAUGAUAACAAAAUAAGGACUAAUUUUACUAAAGCUUGAAUCCAGAAACUACUAUAAGCUGGAAGUAGCAUUAACGUGUUCUUUUAUCACAGUUGAAUGGAAACUAAAUUAUUUUUAAACUUAUUGAAAGCAUGUAAUAGAUUAUACAGAAUAUAUACCGAUAGAAGGGUACAAGGAGGUUAGCAGGUCCGAGUUGUGAUUUUACCAAAAUAAAAUCGGACUGUAAUGAAUAAGAAACUGGAAUUUCUUUUCAGAAUAUUUACUUUAGUAAUAAAAGUUUACA
This is a messenger RNA of Nanorana parkeri, 1999 nucleotides long. RefSeq names its product acyl-CoA binding domain containing 5 (gene ACBD5). Gene Ontology annotation, biological process: fatty acid metabolic process; autophagy of peroxisome. The record is from RefSeq and is a predicted model, not a curated record. Gene Ontology annotation, cellular component: peroxisome. NCBI's taxonomy places the organism in Eukaryota, Metazoa, Chordata, Amphibia, Anura, Dicroglossidae. Gene Ontology annotation, molecular function: fatty-acyl-CoA binding. The transcript has 14 exons. Bases 165 to 1610 code for a protein of 481 amino acids.